Messenger RNA from Vicia villosa (hairy vetch), 663 nucleotides. Its product is annotated as probable 2' cyclic ADP-D-ribose synthase BdTIR. The record is from RefSeq and is a predicted model, not a curated record. The transcript is spliced from 4 exons. The coding region runs from base 1 to 663 and encodes 220 amino acids. Gene Ontology annotation, biological process: signal transduction. Lineage: Eukaryota; Viridiplantae; Streptophyta; Magnoliopsida; Fabales; Fabaceae.
AUGUUUAAACAACACCAUCUUAAUCAAGAAGCCAUGCAACGUUACAUCCACAAACUCAUCCAACCAACAUGUCAAGUUUUCAUAAACCACCGCGGCAUCGACACGAAGAAGAACAUAGCUGGGUUAUUGUUCAAAGAUCUAACAAGCAUGGGAAUCAAAUCUUUUCUUGAUAGCAAGAACAUGAAACCGGGAGACAAUCUCUAUCGUCAUAUCGACAACGGUAUCAUCGGUUGUAAGGUUGGUGUUGCUGUCUUCUCUCCUCGAUACUGCGACUCGAAGUUCUGUCUCCAUGAGCUCGCUCUUCUCAUGGAGACAAAAAAACGAGUUAUUCCGAUAUUUUUCGAUGUUAAGCCGUCGCAACUUAUGGUCAAAGACGACGGAACUUGUUCUCAGAAAGAGCUUAGAAGGUUCAGAUUUGCAUUAGCAGAAGCAAAAAACACGGUUGGCUUAACCUUUGAUCCAUUCAAUGGGGAUUGGUCGGAACUAUUAAACGAUGCUACAAAUGCAGUUAUUAUGAAUUUGUUGGAGGCGAGAUAUUUUACACAAGUGCCUGAGCACGAGUUAGUCGAAAUGGCGGCGAGUGUUUUAGACUAUUCCAUCAGGAAGAAAUUAGACACCCAAUACCCGAGAGACAUGGCCCAACUAGCGAAUAGAGUUCGAUAG